Laccaria bicolor S238N-H82 is the source of this 726-nucleotide messenger RNA. RefSeq lists its product as uncharacterized. The transcript has 3 exons. Bases 1 to 726 code for a protein of 241 amino acids. The record is from RefSeq and is a predicted model, not a curated record. NCBI's taxonomy places the organism in Eukaryota, Fungi, Basidiomycota, Agaricomycetes, Agaricales, Hydnangiaceae.
AUGUCACCUCGACGCAGGAGCAUUGAUUCGUCCGAAUCGUCCAGCUCCGAUUCCGAAUCAUCACAGAGGGACAAACGGAAAGGAGCGACGCAAAACGGCGCCCAUCCUUCCGCUCAGAGUCAUCAACCUUAUCAUCAACAGCACUCGCCCACCAUGUCUGCCCCACCAUUCCCUCUCCCAGAGAAAUUUGAGCAUAAUUCACGGGCGCUGCCGCCCCACGGACCGCCUCCCGCCUAUGCAGCCCAACAGCCACCACCAUCAGGGAUCCGCAUUCCUCUGGACACUGCAUCCUCUUUCUUGCCCUCUCAUGAUCAAUUGGGCCCCCCAGUAAGCCACGACGCCGACGGUGUCUCCCCGGUCUUCCUAGGCUCCGCCAUCAUGAGCAACUCAGUCCAUCCAUGCAAAGUAGGCCCUCAUCUCUCCCCUGCUGCGCAUGUGCCGUACGGGGGUGGGGAACACCUCCAUCAUGGUCGAUACGAUCUGCUGCCCUUUGUACCGCAACAGAUGGAGUGGGUACAUACUUCUCAUGGCAGGAUCCCUGCCGGAAGGAGACCGAUCGAAGGUGGCUACGAGGAACAUGGGGGUAAGCUGUAUCAUGCCCUGGGGACGGUGGCAGGCUUGAAGGUUCCAGGAAAGACGGGAGAGCAUUUGGACGGUGCCAAUCUUUCUUUCGGAGGCAAGGAGCAUGUUGUACAUGACAAUUAUGAGAUCCUUUGCUGGAGGUAA